Aureobasidium subglaciale EXF-2481 is the source of this 1947-nucleotide messenger RNA. RefSeq lists its product as uncharacterized. Lineage: Eukaryota; Fungi; Ascomycota; Dothideomycetes; Dothideales; Saccotheciaceae. The transcript has a single exon. The record is from RefSeq and is a predicted model, not a curated record. The coding region runs from base 476 to 1672 and encodes 398 amino acids.
GCCUUUUUCUGCACAAAGAACGAGCAAGCUCAUCGUGCUCUCUUACAGAGUGCCUUCCUUGUACACCCUCGAGGCACAAACAUGUACCUGCAUGAUCAUCCUUCAAAGGUCCUAAGCGGCAGAUAUGCCCUUUCGAGUUGAACGCGAACUCCCCGCGGUUCCGUUUAGGCAAGGACGGCCGUUGACCCAAGAAGUGGUACCAUUAACUUUCCAUCUCGUCAUGUGCCCAGUCGACUGCACAGCCAUGCACCCGCGUAGUUCUAGAAGCCAUGGCGUCUUUUGAAAUAUCUCUACUCUCGAGGCUAAUCCAAUCUACAUCCUCUAUCCUUCAGACCAAGUAUAUUCAAUUUACGCUGCUUUGCAUACGACCACUAACCACCGGGCACCAAAUACUUGCCUCUUGCGACUCUGACACUUGAUCACCAUUCUCUGACUGACGCACGCAACACCAUACGCUGUCCGGACCACCGUCACCAUGAGCAACACCCUCGCGCAGGACCAUCUCCGCAUCUUUCUAGAUGGCGAGACAGGCCAUGCAUCAGAACAGUCCACACAACACUACAGGCCUGGCCAGACGAUUAGAGGCGUAGCAAGCUAUUCCCCCUCGACAGAGGUGAAGGUGGAGGCCAUGAUUAUCAUUUUCAAAGCAACCCUCUACAUUGAACUUGCCGAGAGUGGUCAGGCUUCUUAUGGCUGCAUCCGCUCGCACAACCAAAACCUCUUCCGCUAUGAGACACUCCUACUCAAAGGUCCGCAUAAAGUGUCUCCCAAACCCCACGAAUGGCCUUUUGAAUUCGAGCUGCCGGAGAAAGUCAAGCUGCCUUUUGUGGCUGACAUGCAACCAGUACCGCCGACAUGGAGGGUCUUACAGGUCGCAAGGGUUGUAUAUUCGUUGAAGCUGUGUGUGAAUCCCAAUCGUUCGACAAGGACUAUGGAGAUCGAACGCGGCAUAAACGUUUGGCCCUACGAUCACAUGGAACUACCUACUCCGGCACCAGAGACCCAACAACUGCUGGAUCCGACACAAAAGCCUUCCUGGCUUACACGACGAAGAUCGUCCACGAUAAGUUUGACACAACUCACGCGGCGACGCUCUUCCACCGUAGGCAACACAACCACACCACAGAACUUCAAUCUCAACGUAUCGAUGCCUGUAUCCCUUGGCGCGUGGCAACGCUUCAAUAUCCAACUCGUCUGCAAUGGAACCUCGGACUUGCCAUUUGUCCUUCAGACCUGCGAACUCGUCCUGAAAGCUCAAAUCUCGUCAACCAACGUUUCAACAUCUGCUCUUCCAAUCUGCAAACUAAAACUUCUAGGCAGAGGCUUGGAGAUCCCCACUGAUGGCUCCUACAUUACUGUAAAGCGCAACAUGAUGCUAGUGGACAUGACCCGCGGCGACGCAACCAUGCUAGUCCCCAAUUUCUCAAUCGGAUUCUUCAAGCUAGCGUAUGUCCUGGAUGUUUGUGUGCAAUUGUUGGAUGCAAAAACACAAGAAGUUUUGGAGCGCAGGGCGGAGUUGCCGUUUAUGGUUUUACCUGGUGGCUUGGAAGAGGAAGGGAGCGACGAAGAUGCGCCGCCGGGAUUUCAUGAUGUCGUCAGUCCGCCGGGAUAUGAAGAAGAGAGUGUUUGGGGUAAUGAGUUUAGGACACCGGCGUAUACUGUCACUGCAUGAGCUGGAAAAUAUUGGGUAGCGGCUCGUGGGUGGAAAGCAUCAGAGGCAGCAUCACAAGUUUCGGUAAUAACGAUACGACUUCACAGUUCUCUUCGUAUCUCUACGUGGUUCUAUGCUCUACGGACCGGCCAUUGGCAUAAUGACCAUGCGCUCGCAGAUGACAACAACUCUCAAUCUUCUCCCGUCGUUCUUGCUGCUAGUACAACCCUGACCAUGGGUUCACCAUGAUCGAGAUCUCGAUCAAAAGACUACGCAGGCACAUUAUUGAUACCCGG